AUGAGGUGGAUUAUCGGACCAGUACUGGGCCCGGUGUGGGCAGAAUUGGCCGGAAAACCGAGUAUGUACGGGUACUUGGAGGAGGAUGCGUUGGCGCCUGGUAGCGGAGGCCCUUUUUACGAUUCCUUAAACCUCUCGGCCGCGCGUGCGGUGGCAGUCGCAGAUGCGGCAGCGCGUGGGGUGACAAGCACUGCAAGCCCGAGAGAUGAGACGACGACCAGUGGGACUAUGACUGAAACGGAAAGCACUGGGACGACCAGCACCACGACGACGGAGACGGAGACGACGUGGUCGAGUACAUCGGCGUCUUGCGAAUACGGGGCAUGGGGGGAGUGGAGUGGAUGCCCGUGCGACGCGGAGAAAGAGUAUUCGAACCGUACGGUGGUCAAGGUGGACCCGGAGGCGGUGUGUGAGGCCGACGUGCGCAGUCGCGCGUGUGAGCCGAACCCCUGUGAUCCGUGCACCCAGGGCAUUGGUGGUGAUCCGGCGUUGUUGGCGUGUAACCGACGGACCAGCACGUGUUCGUUCGAAGUGGGUUAUAAUGAGUAUAAUUACAGGUGUCGAUGCUUUGUGGGGUAUCAAUUGAUGGAGACGGCGGAGGCGUUACCUACGGGCUGUAAGGACUGUUGUGUGGAUAUUGACGAGUGCGCAGACCCCGUUUUGAACCAGUGUUCUGAUGUUUGCGAAGACGGUUUGGCCCAGCCACAAAAUUAUACCUGCAGCUGCCAGACCGGUCGGUACGCGGUGGACGCACGCUCCUGUGGAAGCUGCCAAUAUAGCCAGUGGUCGGCAUGGACCGACUGCUCUGUACAAUGUGGUACUGGCGAGACAAGCAGACACAAAACACCUGUGGACGAUUCCGUGGCCCAUCCCGACGUCUGCCAAACCAUUACUGAAUCCGACCAAUGCACCGCCAACGACUGUAACAACCCUGACGACUGCCACUACACAUCCUGGAGCGAUUUUGGCGACUGCGACCAAGAAUGCGGAGGUGGAAAACAAACACGGACGAGAACACUCGCAAACGGACCUGACCUUUGCGAACCAGAGCUCUUCGAGACCAUGCCAUGCAACACAGAACCCUGCGCUACCUCCGGUUAUAGGAUAUCCCCCAAAACAGUCGUCCUAUGCGCACUCGUCGUAAUCUUCCUACUCGUGCUCUUCUCCGCAGUCACCUGGUUCUGGUGGACCAGACAAGCUCCUCCCGGCGACCUCACAUGA
Molecule: messenger RNA, 1221 nt
Organism: Gregarina niphandrodes
Lineage: Eukaryota; Apicomplexa; Conoidasida; Eugregarinorida; Gregarinidae
Product: thrombospondin type 1 domain protein
Exons: 1
Coding region: 1-1221 (406 amino acids)
Source: RefSeq, a predicted model, not a curated record